AUGAAUUCCAUCCCUAAGAUAGGGGAUAUGUAAACCAAAAGCAAACCUAAGAUUUCAAGCAACACAGGCUUGCCACCACUUCUAUCUCCCAGAAUUAAAAUUGACCCGACUAAAACAGCUCAAAUUCCCCCCGCUUUUAGGUCAAUUUCAACAGUGAAAAAGAAAUCAAUCGAGAAGAAGGAAGAUACUCGGCCAGUUACAGACAAUACCUAAAAUGAGAAGUGUUAUCCAUCAGCCAGAAAACAGAAAGGACAAGGUCUCAUCAUUCGCAAACUCUAGAAUCGGCAAUCAAAAUUAUAAACUUCAAAUUAGGAACCACUAGAAUAAAUUAUAAAUAAAUUUUAAAGUCCUGCAGUCAGAAUGCUUGAGUUCCCAAUAAAUGACUUUCAUGAUGAUACAUUGAUAAAGGAAGAAGUGAUGCUCCAAUAAAAUGAGUAAGGCACAGAGAAUAGAUUCACUACAAUGAAGAAUCAAUCCUUCUCUGUCUUUCAAAAGUUUGUAUUGGAAUCCUCCAACUCCAACAAAUAGGGUUAGGAGUCAUCCUCCAAUUCUCAGUUUGAUUUCAACACUUAAAUUCCCACAUUUACUGAAGGGGAAAUGAUAGGUGCCGGCUCAUUUGGAUAGGUGUACAUAGCUUAAGAAAACCAAACUGGCAAGAUUUACGCUGUGAAAAAGAUCAAUUUGAAAGGAGACUUUGAUUAAGAGGAUUUGAAAGGAUUGAAAAGUGAAAUUGAUUUACUGAAAAGUAUCAAACAUUAGAACAUAAUUCGUUAUGUUUGGAGUUCUGAAAAUGAAGAUUAUUGGUUGUUAUAUUUGGAAUAUUUGUCACAAGGAACCUUAACUUAAUUAACCGAAAAGUUUGGGCCCCUUCACAUCAAUACUAUUCGUUCAUACUCCAAGUAAAUAUUACAAGCCAUAGCCUAUUUGCACGAGAAUAAUAUCAUUCAUAGAGAUAUCAAAGGAGCCAAUUUGCUCUUAGGAGUCGAUGGUGAAAUCAAACUUGGGGAUUUCGGAUGCAGCAAAAUCAAAGAGAAAACCAUCUAACGUUCUAAAUAGAGUGGAGACAUCUUGCAUUCUCUCAAAGGAAAUAAUAAAAACUAUACUUAUUUUCAGGUUGCUAGUUAAGAUGAGAAUUGCAGAGCCAGUGAUAUUUGGUCAUUUGGAUGCACUGUUUUGGAAAUGGCCACAGGAAAAAAACCAUGGCAUGAACACGAUUUCGAUAACUCUUUGAGUGCUCUUUUGUACAUUAUCACCAGCAGUGCAGUUCCCCUAAUACCUGAAGACUUGGAUCAAGAUCUAUAAUCUUUUAUAAGACUUUGCUUAUAAAGGGAUCAUAAAUAGAGACCAACUGCCAUGCAUUUGUUAUAACACUAAUUCAUAAUUAAUUAAUGA
Paramecium tetraurelia is the source of this 1392-nucleotide messenger RNA. RefSeq lists its product as uncharacterized. Gene Ontology annotation, molecular function: ATP binding; protein kinase activity. The transcript has 5 exons. Gene Ontology annotation, biological process: protein phosphorylation. NCBI's taxonomy places the organism in Eukaryota, Ciliophora, Oligohymenophorea, Peniculida, Parameciidae. The record is from RefSeq and is a predicted model, not a curated record.